Molecule: messenger RNA, 3119 nt
Organism: Erigeron canadensis
Lineage: Eukaryota; Viridiplantae; Streptophyta; Magnoliopsida; Asterales; Asteraceae
Product: protein fluG
Exons: 18
Coding region: 222-2780 (852 amino acids)
Molecular function (GO): glutamine synthetase activity; hydrolase activity
Source: RefSeq, a predicted model, not a curated record
AACACUAAAAUAAAAAUAGAAAGAAGAAAGAGAAAGAAAAACACAAAGAAGGUGAAAAGAAAAACCCCCGGCGAGUGAAGACACGAUCCACAACUUUUGCUGCUGACUUCUCUCUCUCUCUCUCUCUAUAUAUAUCACUCUCUCUAUAUAUAUUAUAUAUAUAUAUAUCACGUACAAUCAUUCAAUCAAUCAUUGGUGGUCAAGUGCUAGAUAUAGAGAAAAUGGAUAACUCGGAGCUAAUAAGAGAAGCAGUAGAGAGAGCAGAGUUAGUGGAUGCUCACGCUCAUAACAUAGUUGCAAUCGAUUCAUCACUUCCAUUCAUCUCUUGUUUCUCUGAAGCUUCUGGCAAAGCCUUAUCUCAAGUUUCCUCCACUCUUAGCUUCAAGAGAAGUCUGAGGGAUGUUGCUGAAUUAUAUGGCUCUGAGUCAACUCUUCAAGGAGUCCAAGAAUAUAGAGGAUCCUCAGGUAUCAAAACAAUCAGCAAAGUGUGCUUCAAAGCUGCAGGAAUCUCUACUGUACUAAUAGAUGAUGGAUUUAUUCUUGAUAAGAUGCUUAGUAUUGAGAAGCAUAGAGAUUUCGUGCCAUUUGUUGGUAGAAUACUCAGAAUUGAGCGUCUAGCUGAGGAAAUUCUUGAUGAAGGAAUAUUAAGUGGGAAGUGUUGGACACUAGAUACAUUUACCGAUAAUUUCUUAGGAAGAUUAAAGUCAUUUUCUGUUGAAGUUGGUACAACAGAUGUCCCCAAAGUGGUUGGUCUAAAAAGCAUAGCUGCAUAUCGAAGUGGCCUUGAAAUCAAUACAAAUGUCACCAUGAAAGAUGCUGAGGACGGUCUUGCUGAAGUUCUGCAAGCUGGAUAUCCUGUUCGUAUCUCAAACAAGAAUCUUGUUGAUUAUAUCUUCGUGCAUAGUUUGGAUGUGGCUAUGAGUUUUGAUUGGCCGAUGCAGAUACAUACAGGCUUUGGAGACAAAGAUCUGGAUUUGAGGCUGGCUAAUCCCCUUCAUCUCCGUAAUCUUCUUGAAGACAAGAGAUUCUUGGACUGUCAAAUAGUCCUUUUACAUGCAUCUUACCCUUUUUCAAGGGAAGCAUCGUAUUUGGCAUCCGUUUAUCACCAGGUGUACCUUGAUUUUGGUUUAGCUAUUCCUAAGCUCAGUGUCCAUGGCAUGAUAUCAUCAGUCAAAGAACUUUUGGAGCUUGCACCAAUAAAGAAGGUGAUGUUCAGCACUGAUGGAUGUAGAUUUCCUGAAACAUUUUACUUAGGUGCAAAGAGAGCACGAGAUGUUGUUUUCUCAGUUCUACGUGAUGCAUGUAAUGAGGGUGAUCUUUCAAUAUCUGAAGCUCUUGAAGCUGUCACCGACAUCUUUACCGAUAAUGCAAAAUUGUUGUACAAAAUUGAUGGCUCUUUGACAUCUAGAUGUGUUUCUGAUAAGUUUCCAAAGUUGGAUAAUCGUCUAAAGGAGUUCAACUCUACAAAACAAGAUGUCACGCUUGUUCGUGUUUUAUGGGUAGAUGCAUCUGGACAACAUAGGUGCCGUGUUGUCCCACAACAACGCUUUGAUACAUUUGUGAAGGAGAAUGGGUUAGGUCUAACCUGUGCCUCGAUGGGAAUGAGUUCAGCAAUGGAUGGUCCAGCUGAUGAAACCAAUCUGACAGGAACUGGUGAGAUCAGACUCAUACCAGAUUUAUCAACCAGAUGCAAAAUACCAUGGUUGAUGCAGGAAGAGAUGGUUUUAGCCGAUAUGUACAUAAAACCUGGUCAAGUGUGGGAAUACUGCCCGAGAGAAACUCUAAGAAGAGUUUCAAAAGUUCUGAAAGAACAAUUUAACCUGGUAAUGAAUGCUGGCUUUGAAAAUGAGUUCUAUCUAUUAAAGAGUCAGUUAAGGGAUGGUCGAGAAGAAUGGGUCCCAUUUGACACAUCGCGUUACUGCUCGACAGCUGCUUUUGAUGCUGCUUCACCUGUGUUACAUGAAGUUGUUAAAUCACUACAGUUUUUGAAUAUUGAUGUAGAACAGCUACAUGCAGAGGCUGGUAGUGGUCAGUUUGAAAUUGCAUUGCGUUACACAACUUGUACCAAUGCUGCAGAUAACUUGAUAUAUGCCCGUGAAGCUAUUAGAUCUGUUGCAAGGAAACAUGGGUUGCUAGCCACUUUUAUGCCAAAGUAUGCCUUGGAUGACAUCGGAUCUGGUUCACAUGUGCAUAUUAGUUUGUCCCAAAAUGGGAAAAAUGUAUUUGCCGCAUCUGAUGGGUCGUCUCGCCAUGGAAUGUCCAAAAUUGGGGAAGAGUUCAUGGCUGGUGUUCUACACCAUCUUCCAUCACUUUUAGCUUUUACAGCACCAAUCCCAAACAGUUAUGAUCGUAUACAACCCAAUACCUGGAGUGGAGCAUACCUUUGCUGGGGUAAAGAAAACAGAGAAGCUCCUCUGAGAACAGCAUGUCCACCUGGCAUUGCCGAUGGCAUUGUAAGCAACUUCGAAAUUAAAGCAUUUGAUGGAUGUGCUAAUCCGUAUCUGGCGCUUGCUGCUAUUCUUGCUUCUGGAAUCGAUGGUCUUCGCAGACACCUUUCUCUCCCUGAUCCUAUUGAUGACAAUCCUGAUAUCCUACGUGACAAACUCCAAAGAUUGCCAGCCUCCCUUGCAGAAUCAGUUGUAGCUCUUGCAAAGGACACUGUGUUAGAGUCUUUGUUAGGAGAGAAAUUAUUAGUUGCUAUAAAAGGGGUUCGCAAGGCAGAAAUCAAACACUACUCUGAGAAUAAGGAUGCGUACAAGAAACUCAUACACCAGUACUAAUAUAUUCAUGUAGAAUGGUUGCCAAUUGCAGUUCUCAUGAUGAUUAGUUAGUGUCAUUAUGUUAGUUGUUGACUGUUUUAAUAACUUAAUGUUAGAACUUAUUGUUGGUUAGACAAAGCAAGUAAUUUCAUUAAUGUUUCUCAGAACCAAUUUCUAUUUCCUCUUGAUGAAUGAAGAGAAAGCAAAGCACUGAAUACUGAUCAUGAUUGCGCUGUGUCAGAAAUGGUCAUUAUGAGCCGCUUACAUUUCCUUGGUUCACUCCCUUGACUACAAAUAAGUAAUUUAUUAAGUAUGAUUGUAGUAACUAUUACCAGUAAUAAUAUAAAGUUUUGUACGUGA